This is a messenger RNA of Trematomus bernacchii (emerald rockcod), 4296 nucleotides long. It is a transcript of the gene src, whose product is annotated as v-src avian sarcoma (Schmidt-Ruppin A-2) viral oncogene homolog. Gene Ontology annotation, biological process: negative regulation of intrinsic apoptotic signaling pathway; cell adhesion; cell differentiation. Gene Ontology annotation, cellular component: extrinsic component of cytoplasmic side of plasma membrane. The record is from RefSeq and is a predicted model, not a curated record. The transcript is spliced from 12 exons. NCBI's taxonomy places the organism in Eukaryota, Metazoa, Chordata, Actinopteri, Perciformes, Nototheniidae. Gene Ontology annotation, molecular function: non-membrane spanning protein tyrosine kinase activity; growth factor receptor binding; ATP binding. The coding region runs from base 367 to 1971 and encodes 534 amino acids.
AUUUGGCGUUGCUUCCUGCACACAGGCCGACAGUCGGUGGGAAAAGCCAGCUUUACACAUGCACUCGGGUGUUUUUCUGAUCUAUAUGUGAAUGGAAGAUGUUUUCCCAGCAGAGGAGCCUCUCCCCGUCAUGACCUCCCCGGGCCGCCCCUCCACUUGAAUGGGAUUCCUGUCGCUCGUUUUUGGCACCGACUGUCACUGCUGCUGCUCCAGAUACAAGACCUCUGAUUUUUUUUUUGGGUUCUUUGAUAUUUUGGGUUUUCUCUUAUCAGAUCAUUAAUGGUUUGAUACGAAAUCUGCAAGUGUGAUCGGGGAGAAGAGCGACGACGCCAGAUCUCCAGUAUCCUGCGGUUCAGGUCCUGGGCCAUGGGGGGAUCCAAGAGUAAGCCCAAGGAUGUCGGCCAUCGAACCCGCAGCCUCGAGGGCACCCUCAGCUCCGGAGGGGGGGCCGGCGGACACCACUCCAACCAACAGUCCCUCACACCCAACCGUAGUCCUGCUACGGAUGGUUUGGGGGGCAAUCCGUCCAUGACUAAAACCUCAGAGCUGACCCUGUUUGGAGGCGUGGACAAUAACGCUGUCACCUCUCCCAACAGAAUCACACUAGCAGGAGGCGUGACGACCUUCGUGGCUUUGUAUGACUACGAGUCGAGGACGGCCUCAGACCUCUCCUUCAAGAAGGGUGAACGCCUCCAGAUAGUGAACAACACAGAAGGCGACUGGUGGCUGGCUCGCUCCCUGACCACUGGAGAGAGCGGCUACAUCCCCAGCAAUUAUGUGGCUCCAUCUGACUCCAUCCAGGCAGAAGAGUGGUACUUUGGCAAAGUCACUCGCCGCGACUCUGAGAGGCUGCUGCUAAGUUUAGAGAACAGGAGAGGGACUUUCCUGGUGCGAGAGAGUGAGACCACCAAAGGUGCCUACUGUCUGUCUGUGUUGGACUAUGACAACACCAAAGGGCUGAAUGUGAAGCACUACAAGAUCAGGAAGCUGGACAGCGGAGGCUUUUACAUCACAUCACGCACACAAUUCAGCAACCUGCAGCAGCUGGUCAACCACUAUCGCAAGCAUGCUGAUGGGCUGUGUCACAGUCUAUCAGACAUUUGUCCGGUUCUGAAGCCUCAGACUCAGGGCUUAUCUAAGGACGCCUGGGAGAUCCCCAGAGACUCCCUCCAUCUGGAUCUGAAGCUCGGACAGGGCUGCUUUGGAGAGGUCUGGAUGGGAACGUGGAACGGUACAACCCGGGUGGCAAUAAAGACCCUGAAGACCGGCACCAUGUCCCCCGAGGCCUUCCUGAUGGAAGCUCAGGUCAUGAAGAAACUGAGACAUGAAAAGCUGGUCCAGCUCUACGCCGUGGUGUCGGAGGAACCCAUCUACAUCGUCACGGAGUACAUGGGACAAGGUAGCUUAUUGGAUUUCCUGAAAGGCGACAUGGGUAAAAUGCUCCGCCUCCCUCAGCUGGUGGACAUGGCUUCACAGAUUGCUUCGGGGAUGGCGUAUGUGGAGCGGAUGAACUAUGUGCACAGAGACCUGAGAGCUGCUAACAUCCUGGUGGGAGAUAACCUGGUUUGCAAAGUGGCUGAUUUUGGUCUGGCUCGCCUCAUUGAGGAUAAUGAAUAUACUGCUAGGCAAGGAGCCAAGUUCCCCAUCAAGUGGACAGCUCCUGAGGCGGCUCUGUACGGCCGCUUCACCAUUAAAUCUGACGUCUGGUCCUUCGGGGUCCUGCUGACUGAACUGGCCACCAAAGGCCGAGUGCCCUAUCCAGGUAUGGUGAACCGGGAAGUGUUGGACCAGGUGGAGCGCGGAUACAGGAUGCCGUGCCCAGCAGAGUGCCCUGAAUCCAUGCAUGAUCUGAUGCUGACCUGCUGGAGGAAAGAGCCCGAGGAGAGGCCCACCUUUGAGUACCUGCAGGGCUUCCUGGAGGAUUACUUCACCUCCACAGAGCCUCAGUACCAGCCAGGGGAGAACCUGUAACUGGGCUGAACGUGGAAAUGUGCAUGUGUCACGCAUGUGCAAACUGAGCAUGUGCAUCUAUCUACUUCAGAGUGCAUGGACAAGUAUGUGUGAGGGGAUGUACCGUAUGUACAGAAUAACGGGGCAGAAAGCCGGCUGCAAUCUGGGUCCAAAGGGUAAACAUCAAGGAGUAUCAGUGGGGCAACAAACUCAUCAGCAACAUUUAGUUCCUGCCUCCUUUUCCAAAGUCAGCUCCAACAUGCCAGCUGUCAAAAGACUCACUUGUGGUAUUAAUUUUUGCAUUUUUCAUACAGUACUGUGUAAUUUUGUCCGUCAGUCAAAUCACCAACAUACUAUACACGCCAAGCAGGUUCUUCUACCUUCCUUGUGUUUCUAAGGAGCCAUGGAGAUGUACAUUCCCUAUGCGCUCUCCCUGCGUUUGAACACCUGACUAAUCCUGUCGUUUGUCACCUUCAACACUGCAGGUGGCACAUGACAUAAAAGACUGCAUAGGGGUUAACCCAUGGGGGGUCCAGAGAAUGAACGUUGGAUACAAGUGUUGCCCCGCUAAAAGCACCACUUCAGGAUGUCUAUUUUUACCCCAUUUUCUUUGGGACACUAUUAAAAAUGUGUAUGGUCAGUCUGUCUUCCAUUUUGCCACUUGAGAAGCAACUAUUUUGGUAUGUACAAUAAUUUCCCAGGAUAUUGUGGGUUUUAUUUCCUUAUUAUACCUGGAUCAACUGGAAUAUAUUCGGGUGAACAUUGUUAUUUUGUAAUCAUGCUUCCCCUGUGCUUCAUUUCGGCUGGUUUCCAAACUGCUGUGAGAUGUAAUAAGAGACUAACACCCUUGAUUCUCAUAAGAGUGUGUAGUCUCACUCGCCAAUUGGACGAUUUGGUUUAUCGCUGUGACCAAUAUACAGCUCAACUCAAAGAAGAGACGAGGCAGGAGUCUGUCCCUCUAUUUUCUAAUUGUGACUUUUCUUACAAACAAAUGGCUACUGAUCACUAUUGGUCAUCUCAGGAUGGAGAAGACUACAAUUCUGCUGCAAGGAUUUUUGUGCCAAUGAAAAUCUCUUUUGUACUCUCUUAUACUGUGUAAAAGUGUAUUUUACUACUCUGCUUUUCUUACAAUGAAGUUUGACUUGUUGUAAGCAUUUCUUAAAGGAUAAUCCACUGUUUUGAGAUUCUACACCUGUGUACAGUACCGACCGGCUCACCAGCAUGGUUUCAAGGCGCUGAUUUGUUUCAAGCAUUCAAAUUAAAAAUCAGGUGAAUCCUACUGUCUCCUUUCAGGUUUGACCUUCAUUUAUAUGAAGAGUUCUAUUUUCAAUCAGCCUCAGUAUUUCCCUAACUAGUGCAUCUUUGUGCACCAUCGUACACUGGAGAUUUCAUUUGUUUUCUUUAAUACAUGAGACAAAGAGUGAUAUUACUCUGAGUAUUGUUAUGCCUUCUUCCAGCCUGUAGGAGGCAGACCAGGAAGCCCUAGCAUGUAUAGCAAAUAAAUUGGCAUCGUGAAACUACAUUGUAAAUAUCCUCAAUGCUAAUAUUUUUGUACAUAUAUAUCAUCUUUAUAAUUUAUUCCUUUUAAAAUAACCCAUUGGAUUUUGGCAUCAUUCUUUGAAACGUUAAUGUUUAUGGUACUUUUAUGGGUUAAAUAACACCUGACAAUAACAAUAUAAAUAUAUAUUAUACAAACACUUUUUGUGCACGUAUUUCUGUGAAACUUAUCUUGGUUGAACAUUUUCAAUAUGACUUGAAUUGGUGAGGAGAACUGCUCUGUAUCCCCUGACUCACAGCAUUGAUUACUUGCCAGAAACGGAUCAUCCACCCGCAUGAUUCCCAUAAAAACAAUCACAACCACAAAUGAUUACAUCGUGAUAAUCUCUGAAUCAUCAUGGUGACUGGUAAAUGAGCAGGUUUCAUUAUGGUUUAACAUUUUCUGUUUCUCUGGGUACAUCUGAUGAACAGUUUGUGUUUGUGUCUUUGGCACCUCCAUAAUUGUUUUAAUGGACAUGUAAAGCUUGUUGUUCAUAAAGCACUACACUCUAUGAUUAAUGACUCCAUACAGAAGAUGAUGUGACUGCCACGGAUGAAGGGAGUUUGAUUUCUGUGUAGCGUCUACUGUGUCCUGUGGACAUGGGGUUAUGCCACAAUGAAUGCAUUGACCUGAUUGGGCGUAGUCAGGUUGCCCUUCUUUUCCUGACCUGCCCCUCUCACUGAAUGCUUAUAUGAGCAAAGUGCACGGAAAAAAAGAUCAUAUUGUAUGUAUGUUGCAGCCUUGCUUAAAGUUAAGGGCAUUUCCUGUUGGGUAUACUGUGGGUCUUCUUUCUGGCUAUGCAGAUAUUU